AUGUCGAUAGAACCCGAAAAUGAAACAGAUGAAUAUAGAAACGAUAUAUUAAUGGAACCUACAAACGAAAUUGAUCAAUCCAUAAACAAAAUGUCUAUAGAACAAGAUGACGAAAUUCAUCAUCAUCAUCAACAUACAAAUAUUCCUUCUAAGAAACCUUAUUUCGCUAUUCUAUUAGCAGCUUUUUCUUCAUUAGGUGGAUGGUUUUUUGGUUAUGAUCAAGGUGUUACAGGUGGUAUCGUUGUUAUGAGUUCAUUUAAAAAUGACUUUUGUAUUGAUGUAUAUGGUAAUGCCACUGAAUGUAAUCUUCCAAUAUCUGAUUUACCAUCUGGAUAUCGACAAUUUUUAGUACUUUUUACAUUAUUAUAUAAUGUUGGAUGUUUUCUUGGUGCUGUAUUUAUAUCUUCAUUUGUAGCAGAAAGAUUUGGACGUCGUGCAAUUAUUUUUACAGCAUCAGUUUUAUUUCUAAGUGGUACAUCAAUGGUUAUAUUUCCACCUGGAAAAUCUAAAGGUAUCAUGAUUUUAAUACUUAUUGGACGAAUUGUUGAAGGAACAGGUGUUGGUUGUUCAUCAUUUUCUUGUCCACUUUAUGCUUCCGAAAUUGCUCCAACAAAUAUUCGUGGAAUGCUUUCAGGUUUUAUGCAAAUGACUGUUGUAACUGGUUUAUUUGUUGCUAAUAUGGUUAAUCUUGGAUUAAAAGAUCAUAAAUGGGGUUGGCGUUUAGCAAAUGGAGUUAUUUUAAUUGCACCAAUUAUAAUUAUGACUGGAAUAUUUUUUUGUCCUGAAAGUCCUCGUUGGUUAUUUAGAAGAAAAGGUCGUGAUGCAGCAGAAAAAAGUUUAAAACGUAUUCGUAAAAGCGACGAUGUUAAUGCUGAAUUAGAUGCUAUUGAUGAUGCUAUAAAAUUAGAAGGUAAUCAAGUUUCACUUAAAGAAUUAUUUACAACAAAAAAAAUGCUUCAACGACUUGGUAUUGGUGUUGGAAUACAUAUCUUACAACAAGCAACAGGUAUCAAUCCUAUAUUUACAUUUGGUGGAAUUAUUUAUGAAAAUAUUCUUGGAAAAGGUAUUAUAUCAUUAAUUGUUUUAUCUGGUACAAAUUUAUUAAGUACAAUACCUGCAUUAUUCUUAUUUGAUAGACUUGGAAGACGUAAACUUCUUAUAUUUGCUGGUUUAGCUAUGUCACUUGCUCAUAUUGUAGCAGCGACAGUAUUUGUAACAGGUUGUACAACAUCAUCUAACAAUGUUGUCACUUGUCAAACAAGUUCUGGUAUAACAAUGCUUGUUGCAACAGCUAUUUUUGUAGCUUUUUUUGCAAUUUCAUGGGGUCCAAUUGCUUGGAUUUAUGCAGCUGAAAUUUUUCCUCUUAAUGUUCGAGCAAGAGCUGUUUCGAUAACAACAGGAAGUAAUUGGUUUAUGGGUACAAUUAUGUCUUAUAUUUUAGAAUUAAUAACUCCAUUAGGUUAUCAUGGUGUAUUUUAUCUUUUCAGUGGUUUAACUUUAUUAGCUGUUGUAUUUGUAUAUCUUUUUUGUCCUGAAACGCGUGGAGUUAUGUUGGAAGAUAUCGAUGAAGAAUUUGCUAAUUUUAAAUUGAAAAAUCGAACAAUUGUAAAAAUAUUACGAAAACCAUGUCAGAGAAAUGGAAAAAGAACGGCUACAGUCGAUGUCAUUGGAACAAAUGAUGACCUACGUUACUAA
Adineta steineri is the source of this 1695-nucleotide messenger RNA. The record is from the annotation of a GenBank genome assembly. NCBI's taxonomy places the organism in Eukaryota, Metazoa, Rotifera, Eurotatoria, Adinetida, Adinetidae.